Molecule: messenger RNA, 600 nt
Organism: Nymphalis io (European peacock)
Lineage: Eukaryota; Metazoa; Arthropoda; Insecta; Lepidoptera; Nymphalidae
Exons: 3
Coding region: 45-479 (144 amino acids)
Biological process (GO): sleep; regulation of synaptic transmission, cholinergic; positive regulation of voltage-gated potassium channel activity
Source: RefSeq, a predicted model, not a curated record
UUCAGUCAAACGUACACCCUUCAAAGUGUUGCCAGUUCGAAAACAUGUAUUCAAAACUUAACGCAGUGGGAGUAUUGAUUACAUUGAUUUUGUGCUUCAAAUUCGCCUACUCAAUAUUCUGUUACGACUGUAACAGCGCCUUCGAUCCGAGAUGUGGGGAAGAAUUCGACCCAUUCAGCCUCGGGGUCGUGAAUUGCUCUUUAAGGGACCCCCCGGAGCACAUAGACCCUGUUGCACCAACUUUCUGUCGUAUGAUUAAGAUGGAGAUUUAUGGCAAAGUUCGAAUUGUACGAACAUGCGGCUUUCUCGAAGAAGAAACAGGAGUACAUAUGUGUAAAAGACAAACUGGCAACGGCGAUCUGUUUGUGACUUACUGCACUUGCAACACAGAUCUCUGUAACGGAGCUCCUAAACUCGGCCAUAACAUGGCACUAAUUUUAACAGCCUAUGGAAUUUUAAAAUUGAAAAAUAUAUUAUAAUCUUAUCAGAGUGUUCCUAUUUAUUUUUGUAAAAGUGUUAUUAAUUAUGAAACUUGUAACUGCCAGAUGAUUGAAAUAAUUAAAUAUGUACUUGCCCAUGAAUUAAAUCAUGUUAAUAAUA